AUGGAGGAGUUAGCAAUUGGUUUAGAGGCAGUGCACCUCUCGGUCGAGAAUGAUGAACAGGAGGAGCAGGGGCAGGGUAUGGACAUGAGGCAGGGCAGUCCGAAUGUCGUAGGCGAAUCGGAGGAUGAGGUCCUGAGAGCGGAACACGAUAAUAGGGUGGUGUAUCAGAGGCGGGAGACAAGAACAAAGAAGAAGUAUGAUCAGGAGCGGGAAGCACGCGAGGAGGAAGAGGCGAAGCGGAGGGUGGAACAGAAGCGUGUGAGGCUCGAGGACCAGGAGCGAGAGAAGGAUGAGGAGGAGCGGAAGAGGGAGGAGGCGAGGAGGGUAGAACGCGAAAAGGAGCAGAAGCGGCAGGAGGAUGAGGAGGAGCGGAAGAGAGAGGAGGCGAGAAAGGCGGAACGCGAAAAGGAGCAGAAGAGGCAGGAGGAGGAGGAGGAGGAGCAGAAGAGGGAGGAGGCUAGGAAGGCGGAACGCGAAAAGGAGGAGAAGCGGCAGAAGGAGGAGGAGGAGCGGAAGAGGGAGGAGGCGAGGAGGGCAAAACGCGAAAAGGAGCAGAAGCGGCAGGAGGAUGAGGAGGAGCGGAAGAGAGAGGAGGCGAGGAAGGCGGAACGAGAAAAGGAGCAGAAGAGGCAGGAGGAGGAGGAGGAGCAGAAGAGGGAGGAGGUUAGGAAGGCGGAACGCGAAAAGGAGGAGAAGCGGCAGAAGGAGGAGGAGGAGCGGAAGAGGGAGGAGGCGAGGAAGGCGGAACGCGAAAAGGAGGAGAAGCGGCAGAAGGAGGAGGAGGAGCGGAAGAGGGAGGAGGCGAGGAAGGCGGAACGCGAAAAGGAGCAGAAGAGGCAGGAGGAGGAGGAGGAGCAGAAGAGGGAGGAGGCUAGGAAGGCGGAACGCGAAAAAGAGGAGAAGCGGCAGAAGGAUAAGGAGCGGAAGAGGGAGGAGGCGAGGAGGGCAGAACGUGAAAAGGAGCAGAAGCGGCAGGAGGAUUUGGAGGAGCGGAAGAGAGAGGAGGCGAGGAAGGCGGAACGCGAAAAGGAGCAGAAGAGGGAGGAGGAGGAGGAGGAGCAGAAGAGGGAGGAGGCUAGGAAGGCGGAACGCGAAAAAGAGGAGAAGCGGCAGAAGGAUGAGGAGGAGCGGAAGACGGAGGAGGCGAGGAAGGCUGAACGCGAAAAGGAGCAGAAGCGGCAGGAGGAUAAGGAGGAGCGGAAGAGGGAGGAGGCGAGGAAGGCGGAACGCGAAAAGGAGCAGAAGAGGCAGGAGGAGGAGGAGCGGAAGAGGGAGGAGGCGAGGAAGGCGGAACGCGAAAAGGAGGAGAAGCGGCAGAAGGAGGAGGAGGAGCGGAAGAGGGAGGAGGCGAGGAAGGCGGAACGCGAAAAGGAGGAGAAGCGGAAGAGGGAUGAGGAGGAGCGGAAGAGGGAGGAGGCGAGGAAGGCGGAACGCGAAAAGGCGGGGAAGAGUGUGGAGGCCAAGGAGCGAGAAACGCGCGAGGAGGCGAGGGUGGAGGAGCGAGAGCGACAGAGGCAGGUCGGGGAUGGAGCUCGGCAAGUGGUGGUUGGCGACCAGCCAACCCUGGGGCAUCACGGAACAACUGUUGGUCGGGCAGCGGAUGUUGGUUUACCGGGAUUGAGAACAGGCGGACCGAGGCCGAUGAUGCAGCGGGAAGGUGGCCGGCGUGAUGAUCAAACAGCCCGGAACAGGGUCGGCGCGGGAGACCAUAGGAGGUUCGAUCAGUCAAGGCAAGCUGGUAGGCGAGAGGGUGAAGCGAUUGGAAUGCGGCAGGGUGAGCGAAUGGCGGAGGAUCAGGUCUGGCGUGGGGUGGGAUGGGGAAUGGAAGGAGUGCGACACAGGGAGUUUCAGCAGAGAGAGGCGGGAGGACGUGCGGACGAGGAACUAGAGAGUGCGGCUAGUGCGCUCCCCAUGCAGAGGCGGCAUCCACGAGCGGCAGAGAAUCCUGCUGCGGUGCAGGGAGAGGAACUAGAGGAUGGUGAAUGGGUGGCUGUGGAGGCGCUACUGGCGGGACUGGAGCAAGCGGGGCCGCAGGUUUUCGAGGAGACGGAGCGAGGAUUUGAGGAGGCUAGCGACCGCAUCGCAGCUGGCGGCAGGAUGCAUACCACAGCAGAGUUGAUGCGGCGUCUGACCUUGGUGGCAAGGUCCGUGGCGAGGGCUUCGUCGGAGCAACGUGUUCGUUUCAUCGACUGCAUGGCAGAGAUUCGAGAGUUUGGUACGCAGAUGCAAGCCUUGGACAGCCGCUACUUCCAGGACUACGAUGAUCUAACACACGAGUACCACGAGCUCAAGGCCGGGGUGGUCCGGGAACGCGACGAGCUAACCCAAUUGCGUACUGCUCUUUCGGCUUCUGUCACCGAAGCACGAGCGGCAGCAGCUGAUGCGGGUCGCGCAGCUGCAGCAGCGGCUGUGGAAGCAUUGGAGGAAAGGUUACAGGGGUUUUUCGAGAACUUACGGGAGAAGCUGAAGAGUGUGGUGGAGCAGGUGAUAGAGCAAUCGUCGCUAGAGGCCUCGUUCACAUCCACCUCCAUGGAACACCUGCAAGCGGCUAUUGACAAUAGUGUACUCGCAGUGUGGGAGGAUCUCAGGGCUGCCGACGACCAAAACAAUCUGACUUUCAACAAGAUUCAGAAGGCUCUGGCAGGACUGUCAACAAAGCUCAAAGGGCUGACUGGACCCGGCAAGGUCCGAAAGCCACCCACCGCCAGAGGAGAGGCCACACCAAAGGCUUCGCGAAAGCAGCCCGAAGCAGUUUCCCCAGACAUCCCAAUCUCCUCAGCACAACGAGUCAUUGAAAGGUUUGCCGCAACGUCCGAGGGUGAGGAGGGUGACGCGGGUGAGGCGGGUGAUACGGGCGCUGGUGUGGCAGAUAUUGACUUGUCUGAACCAGUGAGGAGAAACUGGAGAGAGACGUACGCAGCAAAGAACAUGCAGAAAGAGAGGGAGAAGGGGAGCGAAGAUAGGAGGACGGCUGAAGCGCGGAAGCGGCAAGCACUUCAGACGGCGCAAGUGACGGCUGCAAAGAAGAGGCGGGCUGAGAAGGGGUUGGGAAAUACGAGGGUGGAGGACCGUCCUGCGACUGUCAGCAGGGGGAGAGUGACGGAAAACCAACCGGCGGGUACAGCUGCAGAGGCAAGGAAGGCAGAACGCGAAAAGGAGCAGAAGCGGCAGGAGGACGAGCGGAAGAGGGAGGAGGCAAGGAAGGUAGAACGCGAAAACGAGGAGAAGCGGCAAAAGGAGGAGGAGGAGCGGAAGAGGGAGGAGGCAAGGAAAGCGGAACGCGAAAAGGAGUUGAAGCGGCAGAAGGAUGAGGAGGCUCGGAAGAGGGAGGAGGCAAGGAAGGCAGAACGCGAAAAGGAGGAGAAGCGGCAGAAGGAGGAGGAGGAGCGGAAGAGGGAGGAGACGAGAAACGCGGAACGCAAAAAGGAGGAGAAGCGGCAGAAGGAGGAGGAGCGGAAGAGGGAGGAGGCGAGGAAGGCGGAACGCGAAAAGGAGGAGAAGCGGCAGAAGGAGGAGGAGGAGCGGAAGAGGGAGGAGGCGAGGAAGGCGGAACGCGAAAAGGAGGAGAAGCGGCAGAAGGAGGAGGAGGAGCGGAAGAGGGAGGAGGCGAGGAAGGCGGAACGCGAAAAGGAGGAGAAGCGGCAGAAGGAGGAGGAGGCGCAGGCGAUGGAAAGGAGGCGGGCACAGAGGGAGGCGGAGUUAGAAGCUAAGCGUCAGCAGAUUGCUAAGAUUGCGGAAACAAAGCGGUUGGAGGCAGCAAAGCGAAAAAGAGACCUCGAAAUAGAGCGUCGGAAAGCCCUUGAGGAGAUCGAGCGUAUUGCACGGUUAGAGGAAGCCGCAAAGGAGGAAGAGGAGAGGCAACAAAUGGAGUUAGAGGCGGAAACAGAGAAAAUGGAAAACGAGAGGCGACGGAUUGCGGGGGAGGAUGAGGAAGGGGCAGCGGGGCAACGGCAGGGAGGAGAGGCGGAAGAAGGGUGGGCCGGGAUUCUUCAAGUGAUUUCAUUGGUUCCCGAUGAACCGCUGCAACUAGUUGACCUCGUGGGGGAGGUGGAGGGUUCGGAACAUGUGACAGGCUCUGGAGGUCUAGAGACUCAACCGCCUUUGAAGAGGCUUCGCAUUGACCUGACCGGAACGAACUUCGACGCGGAUGAGGGGUCUUUGGGGGCUGCUGCGUCAGAGGAAUGUGUCGGUGAAAAUGUGUCGGGAAAUCAGAACGUUCAACCAACGUUGGGGGAGGCGACGGGAGAGGUGGCACCGCGAAGAGCGGAUGUGCUACCAGACGAGCUAGGGAAGCGGUGGGGGGAAACAAAGCAUUUCAGAUCGAGUGGUCUUACCACACGCGAGAAGAAGAACAAAAAGGUGGAAGUGGUGUAUGUGCGCUACAACUCGGAGCAAACCGUCGGAGGUGUGAAGAGGAACAUGGGGAGCUACAAGGAGCGGAAACUACGCGAUUUCACAGUGGCCGUCUGUUGGAUGGCCUACUUCCCCGACACCGACAUGGCCCAUUACGGCUUGGAUCCUGCCGAGCUUGGCUUGUGGGCGGUCCACCUCGAUUUCGCUCGUGAACUCCCGACGGGUGUCUGGAGUGUCAUGAACGAAUUGAACCUCGACAAGUUCGAGAACUUCGAAAACGUCAUGAACAAGACAAAUGCACGGGUGAAGGACGGCGCACAUUUCCAUGCACAGGGAUUGGACAGGCACUGGUACACGGAGGGAGUGGGCUGGUGUCGCCCCCCGCGAAUGUCACUCCCGCGGUCUAUGCAGCGGGAGUAG
This is a messenger RNA of Closterium sp. Yama58-4, 4773 nucleotides long. The record is from the annotation of a GenBank genome assembly. NCBI's taxonomy places the organism in Eukaryota, Viridiplantae, Streptophyta, Zygnematophyceae, Desmidiales, Closteriaceae.